Meriones unguiculatus (Mongolian gerbil) is the source of this 3389-nucleotide messenger RNA. It is a transcript of the gene Uvrag, whose product is annotated as UV radiation resistance associated. Gene Ontology annotation, biological process: SNARE complex assembly. Gene Ontology annotation, molecular function: SNARE binding. Bases 198 to 2276 code for a protein of 692 amino acids. Gene Ontology annotation, cellular component: lytic vacuole; endosome. The transcript has 15 exons. The record is from RefSeq and is a predicted model, not a curated record. Lineage: Eukaryota; Metazoa; Chordata; Mammalia; Rodentia; Muridae.
GGCCGGGUGGAGGGGUUGCACUGCGGUAAUAUGGCUCUUCCUUAGCCAGCGGCGGUGGCAGGCGCGGGCGCGGAGCUGCCGGGGGCUCUCGGGCGGCCGGUCUCUAGGCUGCAGGGGCUCGGCGAAUCGCGGCUCGGGAGGCGGCGGCCGAUGCCGGAGGACUGCCCACCCGGCCGCUCGGCGGCCCAGCGGUCCAGAUGAGCUCCAGCGCCUCGCUCGGGGGCCCGGUGCCCCUGCCGCCCCCGGGCCCGUCUACCGCGCUGACACCGGGUGCCCCCGCGCGGGCCCUGCAUGUGGAGCUGCCUUCCCAGCAGCGGCGUCUUCGACAUCUCCGGAACAUUGCUGCUCGGAAUAUCGUCAGUAGAAAUGGCCAUCAGCUUCUUGAUACCUACUUCACUCUUCAUUUGUGUGAUAAUGAAAAGACGUAUAGAGAAUUUUAUAGAAGUGAAGUGAUUAAGAAUUCCUUGAAUCCGACGUGGAGGAGCCUUGACUUUGGAAUAAUGCCGGAGCGCCUGGAUACGUCUGUGUCCUGCUUUGUGGUGAAGAUUUGGGGUGGAAAGGAAGAUGCCUAUCAGCUGCUGAUCGAGUGGAAAGUCUACUUGGAUGGACUGAAGUACUUGGGCCAACAGAUUCAUGCCCGCAACCAAAAUGAAAUCAUUUUUGGGCUGAAUGAUGGCUACUAUGGUGCUCCAUCUGAACAUAAGGGUCAUUCAAAUGCACAGAAGAACAUUCUGCAGGUGGACCAGAACUGUGUUCGCAAUUCUUAUGAUGUCUUCUCUUUGCUGCGGCUUCAUAGAGCCCAGUGUGCAAUUAAACAGACUCAGGUAACUGUUCAGAGAAUUGGAAAGGAAAUUGAAGAAAAGCUAAGACUCACAUCGACAAGCAAUGAGCUGAAAAAAGAAAGUGAAUGUCUGCGAUUAAAGAUUUUGGUGCUUCAAAAUGAACUGGAAAGACAGAAGAAAGCCCUGGGCCGGGAGGUGGCCUUCCUGCAGAAGCAGCAAAUAGCUCUACAGGACAAAGGAAGCGCAUUUUCAACUGAGCAUGGCAAGCUUCAACUGCAGAAGGAAUCCCUGGGUGAGCUGAGGAAGGAGUGUACUGCAAAAAGAGAACUCUUCCUGAAGACGAAUGCUCAGCUGACAAUCCGCUGCAGGCAGUUGCUGUCCGAGCUCGCCUACAUUUACCCUAUUGAUUUGAAUGAGCAUAAGGAUUAUUUUGUAUGUGGUGUCAAGUUGCCCAAUUCUGAGGAUUUCCAAGCAAAAGAUGAUGGAAGCAUUGCUGUUGCCCUUGGCUACACUGCACAUUUGGUCUCCAUGAUUUCCUUUUUCCUACAAGUACCCCUCAGAUACCCCAUAAUUCAUAAGGGGUCCAGAUCCACAAUCAAAGAUAACAUCAAUGACAAGCUGACAGAAAAGGAGCGAGAGUUUCCACUGUAUCCAAAGGGAGGGGAGAAGCUGCAGUUUGAUUAUGGUGUCUACCUUCUGAACAAGAACAUCGCACAGCUGAGAUACCAGCAUGGCCUGGUGACUCCAGACCUGAGGCAAACCCUCCCUAACCUGAAAAACUUCAUGGAGCACGGACUGAUGGUCAGGUGCGACAGACAUCACAUCUCCAGUGCCAUCCCUGUUCCAAAGAGACAAAGCUCCAUGUUUGGGGGCGCAGAUGUAGGCUUCUCUGGGGGCAUAUCACCAGAUAAAGGACAUCGAAAACGGGCCAGCUCAGAGAACGAGAGACUCCAAUACAAAACCCCUCCUCCCAGCUACAGUUCAGCGCUGACACAGCCCGGGGUGGCCGUGCCCACCGUGGGAGACUCUGAGAGGAAGGUCACCCCACUGUCGUCCUCCUUGGACACCUCCCUGGACCUCUCCAAAGAAAACAAGAAAACAGGAGUAGACCUGGCCAGCAGCGUAAGUGGAGACCAUGGAAAUGCGGACUCCAGCCGAGAACAAGGCCACCUGGCUGCCGUGAAUGGCACUGCCCUGCCCGGCGAGCAGGCUGGCCCUGCCAGCGCCCUGCUGCCGGGCCAGUGCCACCCAGCCCCCUCGGCUGCGCUGUGCUGUGCAGUGGAGCAAGCAGAAGAAGUCAUCGGGCUGGAAGCGACGGGCUUCACGUCGGGCGACCAGCUGGAAGCACUCAGCUGCAUCCCGGUGGACAGCGCGGUGGCGGUAGAGUGUGAUGAACAAGUGCUGGGAGAGUUUGAGGAGUUCUCUCGGAGGAUCUAUGCCCUCAAUGAAAACGUGUCCAGCUUCCGCCGGCCGCGCAGGAGUUCCGACAAGUGAGGAGAACAGCCGGACAGGAGGCCCAGGGCAGAGCCACUGCCCUGGGCCAGACCCAAGCUGCACUUAACCUUUUUAAUAAUUCCAACACAAAUGAGUUUCGGUGGAGGAGAUUCCUCAGAAAGGCUGACUUUGGGAACAGAGGGGACUCAGGGUCAUUGGGUACCAUGGGGCCAGUCAGUGAGGUUCGCUUUCCAGGCCUGGCUGUUUCCAGGCAAAGGUCACCCUCUUGCUUACAGCUCGAGUCAUCUUAUAGGCAUUUGUCUGUGCUAUAUUUACACUUCUGUGUUCUCCUCAGAGGGAAGAUGAUAAUAUAUAUGUAAUAGAACGAACUCACCUUUAGUUUCUCAUAAGAAUUUGCCCUCGCCAUCUUUUGUAAAACUGCAAAAUGAAAUAUUCAAAAAUAGCUUUCCACCGCUGGGAGACCUGUGCCGGAGUGUUAGGUUGAUGAGUGAGAGACAGAGUGGUGGUCUCUGCUCCGGGCCCCGGUCCCGAGCACCACGGUCAGCCCACAGACCCCGCUGCUGUCCUGCUUUCUCACGAUGGACCGGGCAUCCUGAGAGCCGGGGUGGUAGAGUCACUGGUCUAAAACCAGCGAAAAUGAUGUUGUCUCGUCUAGUGUGCCAUACCCUGAUGGAAAACUGUCCCGUGGUGGAUCCCAGGGGACCCUCAGAAACCUCAGCCACCACAGUCAGAUGGCAGCCAGCUUCCUUUGGGGCCAAAGUUUUUAUGUGGGCAGACGCCGUGGUCCAAAAUCGGGCACACCUCUGGCAAUACACUCCCCAGAUAAAGACCCACUAGCUACAAAUCCCGUGAACUCACUCCGUUUCAGUCAGAAGGAAGCCGUUAUAUAUGACAGAGUGAGCGUAGAGAAGCAUGUGCAAGGCAGUUGAGAUAGCUGGAGUAAGAGAGUAGAUGGAGCACAGACAAUGUGCAUUUCAGUGUUAAAUUAUGUUUUUGAAGUCCAUUGUCACUCUGCAUUCAGAUUUCAUUUGCUGUCGCAUUACACAUUAUGUACCCACAGACACUGCCUCAGGGUUGCAAGCUCUUAAAGAAAAUUUAUUCGCAUAUCCAUGUAUUGUAUAGAAGAAUAAAAAUUGAAUUUACUUCACUUGA